This is a messenger RNA of Seminavis robusta, 1902 nucleotides long. NCBI's taxonomy places the organism in Eukaryota, Bacillariophyta, Bacillariophyceae, Naviculales, Naviculaceae. The record is from the annotation of a GenBank genome assembly.
AUGGCAUCGUCCUCAUUAUCUUCUCCACAACAAGAACAACAACAACAAGGACAACAAUGGUGGUCGUACGUGUUCUUGCCGUUGUGUCUCUGUUGGAGAAUAUGGCUGUCGAAUCGCAUGCCGAUUAUGGAUUGCGAUGAAGUCUACAAUUAUUGGGAACCCCUCCACUUUUUGCUGUACGGCGGAGGGUUGCAAACUUGGGAAUACGCGCACGAAUACGCGUUACGAACAUAUGUCUAUCUGUAUGUACCAUGGGUACCCGUGGCACGCUUGUAUGAAUUGACUACUAUUGCCAGCUUUAUUCCGUCGUCCUUGUUGGUCGAUUUUCCAAUCCGCUCUUCAGACAACAGCCAUAAUGACAAACUGAUGGUCUUUGUCAUGCUCAAAUCCACACUCGCCGUCACCAUGGCCCUGGCGGAAGUCUCUUUUUGCAAGACACUCGAAACAACAAAGACUGUCUCCCCGGCCGUGGCACGAUGGACGCUCUUUGUCAUGCAGACCAGUGCCGGAAUGGCCCAUGCCAGUGGGGCCCUCUUGCCCUCGACCACCUGGGCCGUGGUUUGGUUGUGGGCGGCCGCCGCCUUUUUGCGUCACGAAAAGGAACGGUUUGUCCUCUUCGCCGUUGCGGCGACUCUUGGCAUUGGAUGGCCCUUUGCCGUACUCACAUUGGUGCCACUUGGCUUGCAUGUGCUACUUGUACAAACCAAACCACCCGAUAACGGGACUCCAGGAGCUUGGGGGUCUCCAGUGCAUGUACAACACGUGGUCAAAUUGUUACUCUAUACCGUCAUGGUGACGGUAUCCAUCCAAGCCGUGGCGUUGAUUGUGGAUUUUCAACAGUACGGUAUUUGGACGUCACCCAAUCUCAACAUUUUUCGAUACAAUGCCCAAAGUGGCGGUGAUGAAUUGUAUGGCGUCGAACCAACAUCGUAUUAUAUCAAGAAUUUACUAUUGAACUUUAAUGGAGUCGCCAUUUUGGCCAUGUGCAGUGCCGUCGUCGUCAUGAUUGCCAUGGCCAUGGGAAAACAACAGAACCAGUCCAUCCUUUUGGUACUGCUGUCCCCGCUCUACAUUUGGCUGGCCAUUCUGGUGCCACGACCGCACAAGGAGGAACGAUUCUUGUUUCCCAUCUAUCCACUCAUCUGUUUCGGGGCUGUCAUCACAGCCGACGGACUCUUGGAUGCACUCUUUUCCGUAUUGGUCAAAAUCGCCAAGGAACCACACUACCGAAUCGCCCUUCAUGGUAUUGUCUGGAUACCCAUGGCAGUCUUGUCCAUGUUGCGCAUUCUCGCCCUCCACAAGUAUUAUGCGGCGCCUCUCUCGAUCUAUGCCGCGCUUCAUUCCGUAGCCACAGACAGUACGACUUCCACGAAAACCAAAGUCUGUACGUGUGGAGAAUGGUAUCGAUUCCCCUCCAGCUUUACAUUGCCGAAGAAUCACGAACUGGCUUUUUUGCCAAGUUCUUUUCGAGGACAAUUGCCGCAACCAUUCUCCCCCUUUGGAAGCGCGGCUGCUUCGCGACGGGUCUUGCAACCCUUUAAUGAUCAAAACGAACACGUACCCGAACGAUACUCCCAGCUACAAGAUUGUUCCUAUGUGAUUGAUUUGGAAACAUCGUCGGAUUGUCGCGUCCCCGCGUCGGCUACCCUUGUGGCCAAGGUUCCCUUUUUGGAUGCCGACAAGACCACAUCGACGCUCCAUCGGACGCUGUACAUUCCGGGGUGGCACGAAACGGGAAGACAAGAAAGUACGGUACUAGUAUAUUCUUUAGCUGACGUUGUGUGGUGUGGUGAAAACAAAGGAACCGCGGAGUGGCUCCUCUCAUGGAUGCAUGUGCGUAGAAUGAGUGAGGCGCACGAGCACGGAUCCUGGCGUAACCAGAGCAAAUCCAGCAUCCCGUAG